UUGACAGAGCUCUGGGGAGUUCCGAGUCUGAGACUGAACUCUCCUUCCAAAAGUCUGAAACUUGAAAGCAGAGAUCGCAGUUCGCAAAUACACAGAACCGAAAAUCCGUGUCUAAAAAUGUCAACAGAGAGAGAACGGCAAGGUUCUCUGCCGUCAACAUCGCCGGAGGACAACGCACUGUUUUUGGAUAUCAUGCACGAGGCUCCGCUGUUCGGCCACCGGAAGUCGAGGAACCUCUUCGGAAGUGUUUUCUACUUAAUCAUACUCGCCGGUUACGCUGCCGUGGCCGUCGCGGCUCCGUGGAUAUUUCAGGCCAUAGACGAUUUGAUACCCCAGUUGCUCUGCAGCUGCAACGUCCUUCUUCUGGUAGUCACAGGCAUUUUUCAGCAGUAUCUGGUGUCCCAGGUUCAGAAAAUUCGCUUACAGGGUUAUUAUAGUUUCAGCCAGAAGUUGAAGCAUAUUGUUCGACUACCUUUUGCAGUUACUUCAUACGGAACUGCUGCGUUGUUACUUGUUAUGGUCUGGAGACCCCAUAUCAGUUUCCUUACUCUCCCAGCAAUAUUGAGGACUAUAAUGGUAAUUGAAGCAAUAUGUGCCGGAUCUUUUAUGAGUCUCAAUGUUGCUUAUAUUCACCAGUACAACUCAUUAAACUCCCAGCCUGAUGUCUUAAAGUCGUUAUAUUCUCCUCUUCAACCCUCGAGUUCUUUAGAAGGUUUGAGGUAUCAUGAUGCUGGUCGACUUUCUGAUCAGCAAAUGGCUUUGUUGCAAUAUCAGCGUGAAAACCUUCAUUUUUUGAGUGAAGAGAUCCUUCAGUUACAAGAGUGCUUAAGUAAAUACGAAAGGACUAAUGAUGGGAGCACACCUCAGGUGGACCUUGCCCAUCUGUUGGCAGCUCGUGAUCAGGAAUUACGGACGCUUUCCGCUGAGAUGAAUCAAUUACAGUCUGAGCUCAGGCUUGCUCGGUCUUUGAUAGCUGAGAGGGAUUCCGAAAUCCAGCAAGUCCAGACCACCAACAAUCAGUAUGUGGAGGAAAACGAAAGGUUGAGAGCCAUUUUAGGAGAAUGGAGUACACGAGCAGCAAAGCUUGAACGAGCACUGGAGGCGGAGCAGAUCUCCAAUCUUGAACUCCAAAAGAAGAUUCCGACGCUCAGAAGUCAAUCACAAUCGUCAGCUGAACCAAGCAAGUAGCUUUUCUGUAAUUCUCUUGCUUUCAUUUACUUUAGUUUGUAAAAGAAAAUCUAGGAGGAGAAAUAGAAAUGAAGCAUUACACAUGUACAUAACAAUAGACGUGAAGAAAGAAAUCUAUCAUUACCUAUAGUACUCAAAAUUGAACGAA
Messenger RNA from Pyrus x bretschneideri (Chinese white pear), 1336 nucleotides. RefSeq names its product protein FIP1-like. The record is from RefSeq and is a predicted model, not a curated record. Gene Ontology annotation, cellular component: late endosome; lysosomal membrane. Lineage: Eukaryota; Viridiplantae; Streptophyta; Magnoliopsida; Rosales; Rosaceae. The transcript has 13 exons. The coding region runs from base 118 to 1188 and encodes 356 amino acids.